This is a messenger RNA of Symbiodinium necroappetens, 210 nucleotides long. The record is from the annotation of a GenBank genome assembly. NCBI's taxonomy places the organism in Eukaryota, Dinophyceae, Suessiales, Symbiodiniaceae.
GAGGCACCUGGGCAGUCGCGUGUCUUCGUGCCACCAGCUACCUUCCGCAAAGCGGCCGAGUGUGUCUGGACUGACCAUGGGAAAUCCACCCUGCGAUGGCUUUGUGGCUAUGUCGCGCUUCAGCCUGACUACGGGCGCUUCGGCAAUCUCUGCAGAUCGUGGCUGGUCGGACCCCAUGUGGCCAUAAAGCACGAUCUGGAUGCGCUUCAG